UUCUGCCUCAAUGUCAACGACCAUCGAUAAUCGUGCUCCUCUCGCCAACCGUGCCACCUCUAUGUCGUUGGGCCAGAAAUGGGCACGGGCAGCCUCUAGUACCAAGCGCCCUCACUCUCCUGAAGCAUACAUUGAUGCUGCUGUGGAAUUCAAACGCCAACGUGCCAUAGGCCCUAAUGUCUCUGCACCAAAACACAAAGACAAGGAGCGCAGACACACAGAGCGGGCUCAGAAGGACAAGGAAUUCAAGGACAAAUACUCGCGCGCGUUUCCCACCUUUACCUUUCAUUUCGACCUGAGCAAUCUGGAACCUGAUACGGGUCUCCGGAAGAGCCUCGAGGCUCGUAUAACGCAGCUCGGCGGGAUUAUCGACGACUUUUUUUCCAAAGAUGUGACCCACCUCAUUACCAAUCAGAAAGGGGAAGGAGACGACGACGCCGACAAGGAAAAUAACCCGAAAGGCGCUAUUUCGAAGAUGAUCUUGACCGUCAAAAGUCCAAGUAAAUCGCGAACUCGUGUCGUCGUCGAGGACAGUCCUAUAUACGGGCUUAUCACCAAGGCCAUGGAAUGGAAGAUGAAAACAUGGAGCACAGCUAAACUUGAUAGCGUUCUCUCACGAUGUCUGGAGGUCCCCAUGCUGACGGCUUUAAACCCUUCCCGGACGAUAAAUGCUUUACAACUGACGAAUCCUGUUCAACCCCAUCGCUCUCUUGCACGCCUAUUGCAAUCGGAACGUGUUCAUGGCUCCACAGAGCGCGAUCCGACCCAGAAACGUUAUGAUUUCACUUAUUUUAGCCGUGGCAGUUAUUGGGUCCUCGUUGAAGAUAUGCGGCAGGAAUUAGCUACUAUUGCAGCCCACGAGUACGAAGUAACCAAGGGGCGGGACUCAAGUGUAAGGGGGUCUUGGCCUGUUGCUUACUGUCAUCCUCACGCAAGAGGGCCGUUCAUUCCUUUCGAUGAUAGGGAGAAGAGACGUUGGGAAAGGACCAGAAGGGAAGAGAUGGAGCAGCAGGAUGAACGGGCUCAAGAGCAGAAGAAGUUACUGCGCUUAGAGGCGAUGAAACGUAAAGCUCGUGCUCAAGUUCAGAGCAAAGUUCCUGGCGAUCUUCGACGCUCCGCAUCAAUGAAUAAUUUACACCGGAGAAGUGUACUUGAAGAGCAAGAUUUCGGGGAGGUCUUGGGCGAUGACAAUAUUGACUCGGCAAAUGCAUCGGGAUAUCUGGGAUCUGGUACCUAUGUUGCAGCUUCUGGGAAUAGUGUCAGCAUCACAUCUACUACUGGUACAACCUCGACCGCUGGUUACUCGCGGUCACGUCCCCUUCCUCCGUCUUUACGUGCACAGAUAGGUAAUGAGGUGACCACAUCUCGGAAGUUGGCCUCGGUUACCAAAGAUGGUGAUGGUAAAAAUACAAUGGGACCGCCUGCUUAUAUUCCUACCAGAAGCGGGCUCAGGAAGAGCCGAAGUACCAACAGUCUACGGCUACCAAAGCGGGAGGAAGGCAGUAAACCAGGAUAUUGCGAGUCCUGUCGAAUCAAGUUCGACGAUUUCAAAAUAGUAGGUGUACAUGUAUCGAUUUCACAGCACAUUGAUUAUGCUUCUAGCACGUGAAAACGAAGAAACACGACAAAUAUGCCAAGAACGCCGCCAAUUUUUCUUCCUUAGAUUUUGUCUUGUCCCGAGUCAGACGUCGAACACGCGUGGAAGUUGAGGCUGACCAGCAACGGGAAGAGCAGGGGGAGGAAUGUCUCCGCAAUGACGAUGACGAAUAGAUAUACUUGCAUUGGUACAUGCUUAGUUUUUGCAUAUGAACUCGGUUUUUUGAGUAUAUCACUCACCACCCUUAUCUUCUUUGUUGUUUUACAAAUCGUAUUAUUUCUAUUCUCUCUAGUUUUGUUUAAACAUUCCUCAUUGUAGCAUAUACAGCAAUCACAGAAGUCAUA
Messenger RNA from Guyanagaster necrorhizus, 1941 nucleotides. RefSeq lists its product as uncharacterized. Bases 11 to 1609 code for a protein of 532 amino acids. Gene Ontology annotation, biological process: positive regulation of nuclear cell cycle DNA replication; regulation of cell cycle phase transition. NCBI's taxonomy places the organism in Eukaryota, Fungi, Basidiomycota, Agaricomycetes, Agaricales, Physalacriaceae. Gene Ontology annotation, cellular component: Dbf4-dependent protein kinase complex. The transcript is spliced from 4 exons. Gene Ontology annotation, molecular function: protein serine/threonine kinase activator activity; zinc ion binding; nucleic acid binding. The record is from RefSeq and is a predicted model, not a curated record.